AACAGCAGAAAAAUGGGGCCGUGAAUCGGUGACGUUACAUCAUGAGCAGUGCUGUGUUGUCACCAGCUGGAGCGAUUACAACACGAAGCUAAACGUGGAUGGAUCUCUAAAAAACGCAGUGAAUUCGCAGCGGGCAUGGCAUAAGCAUCAGCACCCGAUUCACGUCGCUAGCAUGAUGAGAUAUAAGGUUACGCUGCAGCCACGUUUGAUUGGUGAUCAGAAGAAGCUAUCAGGUUGACUAUAGGCAUCGAUAAGAAGCCCAAAAACUGAUAAGUGCCAAUAGAGGUUGGAGUUGAAGCUGAUCUCCACACACAGCUGCCAACAUGAAUGUGGGCACAGCGCACAGUGAAGUGAACCCUAACACUAGGGUCAUGAACAGUCGGGGCAUCUGGCUCUCCUACAUCCUGGGCAUCGGCCUCCUGCAUGUAAUUCUGCUUAGCAUUCCCUUCGCCUCCGUCCCUGUUGUCUGGACGCUUACAAACCUCAUCCACAAUCUGUGCAUGUACCUCCUGCUUCACACGGUCAAAGGGACUCCGUUUGAGACUCCAGACCAGGGCAAGGCCAGGCUCCUCACACACUGGGAGCAGAUGGACUAUGGUGUGCAGUUCACGGCUUCAAGAAAGUUCCUCACUAUCACACCUAUUGUCUUAUACAUCCUCACCAGCUUCUACACCAAAUACGACCAGGCCCAUUUUGUGGUCAACACCGUGUCUUUGCUCACCGUUCUCAUCCCCAAACUGCCUCAGCUGCACGGAGUGAGGAUCUUUGGGAUCAACAAGUACUGAACGGACGGCCCUCUGCGGCGCCCCCAUGUGGGCUGCAGUGAACAGAGUCUAAGGCGGCUCUUUAAAGGUCCGGGUGCGGCGGCUGUGGACUAAAUGAAGCCUUAGGGGGAUACUGCCAUGGUACUGGAGCCUGGGAAGCAGACACAUUACAGUUACAGGAGGCACAAAGGGAGCGUGUUCUGUUGUUAUUGUGUGUAGCUCAGCUUUUGGUCGAAUUGUAGACACUUGAAAAAGGGAGUGUUUGCAAAUGUUUCUGUAGAAAUAGACUGGCAUCCAGGGACAAGACACUCUUGCUGCACAAAAAUCACGUGCCAUUUUUCAUUCGUUGGCACACACAGAUGACAAUGGAAGCUAUUUUGUACGUAAUGAUACACUGCUGUAUUUGUUCAGCUUUACUUUUACAUGAAUCCCUCUCUUUUACACAGGUUUUGUAGACUUUAGGGGGAAGGUAACAAUAGAAAUAGUGAGGAGACUGAACUGCUGAGAAGCAAGACACAAGAAACCACACGGAUUUAUAUUUAGCCGUCAGGCUUCCUCAGCAUCGGGACGCCAAGUCACUCUUUUUUUAACUGACCAUGCCCAUAUUUGGAGCUCUCUCGUCCUAGAUUUCAAAUAUUAUAAAGCCUGUCUGGUAAACUGAGUCCUGUAGACUUAGGAGAGGUGUUCCUGUUCAGUCUUGAAGCAUAUUGACUAUAAGGGUGUCAAAAGUAUCAAAGACCAGAUACUAAUCAAUAUUAAAAUUUGUAUUGAAUCUUCAUAAUAAUAAUUUCAACAAGAAUCGAUUAAAAAAAAAACAACAACUACCAAACAGAGUACAAAGUUUGACCUUUCCUGUUUUAGAAUAAUUAUAAUAAUAUUAUAAUUAUCUGACCACGAUAAUGCAAAGAAAGUACUAUUAUUUUGUUUUGAAAAUUAAAGUCUGUAGUCUAAAAAAAUCAAACUAUAUGAGGCUUGAAAUUGUAUUAUUCUGACAACACUAAUAAUGACACUACCUUUCUGAAUACGUAAAGAUGCACAAGUAAGCACUCAGGACAUUGCAACAAAUGGUACAGAGACUGUUCAGUUUUUGAGUAGUGUUAUUCAGGGCCUAUAGAACAGAAACAUGUUGACAAUUGCCAAUCAUGAUGUAUAUUAAUUUGCAUAUAAACAUGUACAGUGUUCAGAUAGCUUUGAAUGCAUUUCCCUUACUUAAAGGGCCAAUAUUACACUAUUUUCUGAUCUAUGUUAUAAUGUUUCCUCAUCACAACCAGACCUGGGGUUGUGUUUUGUUUCAUUCACACAUGUUUAACACACAAAUCCUGCAUAUUUAGGCUGAGUUCUUCUCUCAAACAGAAAACAUUCAUUUUGUGAUGUCAUGUGGUGAUACAGGAAGUGCUCUACUGUGUUUUUAAACUCCAUACAUCUUCACUAGAAUCAUUUGGAUAAUUUCAGCCCUGGAAUUGCUAAUCUCUAUUGAAUAAACGAUUUAAAAAAAAGUAGCUGUUAUUUUAAAAAACUACCAAUACGUGACAUCACAAGGUGGAUCAGAGCAUUAUGAGAUUUGGAGAUGUAUAGAGACUAAUAAUGAAGUAUCACUCAAACAUGUGUGAAUGAAAUAAAACGCAACUCCAGGUCUGUUUUUGAUGAGGUACCACCAUUAUAACAUGGCUUAAAGCUCACAAGAGUCAAUUUUGUGUAAUAUGGGACCUUUAAACCUUUUACUUUUAAUUGUAAUCCUGACAAAUGAUUUACCAAGAGUAAAGACAGUGCAUUCAUUUCUUCCUGUGUGCUAAAACGUGCAAAAUUAAGUUGUUUACAUCCGAAUCUCUUUUGGUUCAAAUCCAUAGACAUAAGUUUUACAUAAUGUAUGUUUAAAUAAUGCAUGCCUCUUUUUCUCAUAGUGACUUACUCCAACGUUUUAUGUAUGUCCGUGCAUCAUGUGACAUUUUUAGAAAGAUUUCAAUCCUAUUAGAAGUAAUGUUAUACUAAGGAUCAUGUGAAUGUAAUAGUAAUUGUAUGGAUUCAAAUACUUGUUUGACAUUUGGGUAGUUUUGUCAAGUUAAGUUGCAGUAUGUUUGCUUUUUGUUUACUUUUAAUAACAAGUAUCAUGUCCACAACCAUUGAUCAGCUGUUCAGAUCGUUCAGUUUAGGCAUUGUAGCACUUUAGUUCAUAUUUUAGCAUUUCAAGUUUUAAAAAGCUACAGAUUUAUUUGAAAAGCAUACAUUUACUUUUAAAAUUGUUGGAUUUUUUUGCUCCAUAUUUUGACCCCAUCUUCAUCACUACCAUAAGGGCUUAAUUAUGGACAUUCACUCUGUAGCACAAACUGACCAUGUAUUUGAAUUUCUGAAAGAAUCUCAUGUAAUGUGGUAUAAUGUGAAAUCGUGCUCAUGGUUGUUGACUGGUGUUUUGUGAAGGAAACGUGUGAUCUAGUGUCAAAAUGCUUGAUCUCAAAUACAGUAUUUUUCAACUAUAA
Periophthalmus magnuspinnatus is the source of this 3238-nucleotide messenger RNA. It is a transcript of the gene ormdl3, whose product is annotated as ORMDL sphingolipid biosynthesis regulator 3. The coding region runs from base 324 to 785 and encodes 153 amino acids. Gene Ontology annotation, cellular component: endoplasmic reticulum membrane. The transcript is spliced from 4 exons. Gene Ontology annotation, biological process: intracellular sphingolipid homeostasis; negative regulation of ceramide biosynthetic process; ceramide metabolic process. The record is from RefSeq and is a predicted model, not a curated record. NCBI's taxonomy places the organism in Eukaryota, Metazoa, Chordata, Actinopteri, Gobiiformes, Gobiidae.